Molecule: messenger RNA, 483 nt
Organism: Acanthosepion pharaonis
Lineage: Eukaryota; Metazoa; Mollusca; Cephalopoda; Sepiida; Sepiidae
Source: the annotation of a GenBank genome assembly
AUGCUUUCUUCUUUCUUUUCUCUCAUUAAAGCUUUCUUUCUCAAUAAAGCUUUCUUUCUUUUUUCUCUAACGUCUUCUCAACAUGAUUUUCCUCUUUUUCUUUUAUUCUUCUUCUUUACAAUCUCUUUUUUUAUUACUAUAAUUCCUCUUUCUCUCUUCUUCAGGAACACGUUUUGUUUUAUUAUUUUCGCUUUCAUUUAUCCUUCUUCGAUAAAUGAUUCUUAUUAUGCUUCGUUUAAUAUUUUUCUUUUUUUUUUGUUUUUGUCUGUCCUUCUUUCUUUUUCGUUCAUUUUUAUGUCUGCCUUUCUUUCUUUUUGUUUUGCCGUCUGCCUUUCUUUCUUUAUUUCUUCCCUACCUUCUUUCUUUCUUUUUUAUUCUUUCUUUCUUUCUUUCUUUCUUUCUUUCUUUCUUUCUUUCUUUCUUUCAGGACAUCUUGAUAUCAUAUUAAUUCCCCUCUGUCUUUCUUUUGUCUUGACAUCUUAA